Conger conger (European conger) is the source of this 778-nucleotide messenger RNA. RefSeq names its product chromosome 11 C22orf39 homolog (gene c11h22orf39). The record is from RefSeq and is a predicted model, not a curated record. The transcript is spliced from 3 exons. Bases 224 to 550 code for a protein of 108 amino acids. Lineage: Eukaryota; Metazoa; Chordata; Actinopteri; Anguilliformes; Congridae.
CUGUUCCAUCAGAAAACACCAUUAGAUCCAGCCCCCUUCGAAGUCACUGCGUCUGUGCUAUUAUCGUAUGGAAGAGCCGUAUAUUACCUCUACUUUCACGCCGGGAACUACCACCAUAACAACUUCAUAACUUGGUUUACGGAAGAGGUGGGACUUCAAAUGAUUUCUGAGUCGUUUAUUGGCUAUCACACGUUGCCCUUCGCUGCAUGUUAUUCCAGUCGGAAUGGCAGACACUAAUGUUCGCUGGAGGCCCCCCCGGACCUGUGAGGAGUACUGGAGUGAGCUGAGACACUGCAGGAGCCUGAGCAACCGCUUCCACCAGCUCUACGCCCACGGCACCGCUCCCCACUGCCAGCAGUGGCGUGACGACUACUAUGCCUGCCGCCAGUGGGAGAAGAGCCUGAGCGCCGAGGCAAAGGCCCGGCUGCAGCAGAGUGAGCGGGCCAGGCUGGCUGGACAGAGGAAGUUCGCUCCCGUAUGGGAGCUCCGACAGAGUCCUCCCGCAGACUGGCACCUGCCUCUCCCCCAGGACGCGCCCCAGGACUCCUGAGCACCGGCCUUAUUUAUGUACAACUAAAGACUGCCAAAAUGGCAAAGGCUAAUGUAACCCCCUUCCACUCAUUGUACAUAAAUCCUUGAAUUCGCUUGUCUUGCAUGUUAUAAUGUUCCCUUCAGGCUGAGGUUAUGGUAUCUUUAAUCUUUAAUUAUUAUUGCAGGCCUUUGCACAGCCAUGCGCAGUGUGUUUUACAUCAUAAACAAUAAAUGCAAUUUAAAUGGG